AUGUCUGGCAAAGUUAGCGGAAAAUCAAAGUCUGGCAAGGCCGCCGGUGGUGAUGCCGCCUCCAAGUCCCAGUCUCGCUCUGCCAAAGCUGGUCUCCAGUUCCCCGUCGGCCGUGUCCACCGUCUCUUGAAGAAGGGCAACUACGCUCAGCGCGUCGGUGCUGGUGCCCCUGUCUACCUCGCUGCCGUCCUUGAGUACCUCGCUGCCGAGAUCCUCGAGCUUGCCGGAAACGCUGCCCGUGAUAACAAGAAACACCGUAUCGUGCCCCGCCACCUGCAACUCGCCAUCCGCAACGACGAGGAACUCGGCAAGCUCCUCGGCGACGUUGUCAUCUCCCAGGGUGGUGUCGUCCCCCACAUCGCCCCCGAACUCCUGCCAACAAAGACAGGAAAGGGCAAGAAGGAGAGCCAAGAGGCCUAA
Molecule: messenger RNA, 420 nt
Organism: Psilocybe cubensis
Lineage: Eukaryota; Fungi; Basidiomycota; Agaricomycetes; Agaricales; Agrocybaceae
Exons: 3
Coding region: 1-420 (139 amino acids)
Cellular component (GO): nucleosome
Molecular function (GO): protein heterodimerization activity; DNA binding; structural constituent of chromatin
Source: RefSeq, a predicted model, not a curated record